Molecule: messenger RNA, 189 nt
Organism: Oppiella nova
Lineage: Eukaryota; Metazoa; Arthropoda; Arachnida; Sarcoptiformes; Oppiidae
Source: the annotation of a GenBank genome assembly
CCUACGUUGAAUUACUACAUCAAGGGCUUUACUAACGGCCCUGAACUUGUUGCAGCCUCUUUAGCUUCGACCGGUGCAAUAUUUUUUGCAUUGUCUGGUUAUGCCAUGACUACGCGCAAAGAUUUCAGCUAUUUAGGCGGAUUUUUGUUUGUCGUUGCGAUCGUAGCUAGCAUAGCUGGACGUAGGGAU